This is a messenger RNA of Tuber aestivum (summer truffle), 2359 nucleotides long. The record is from the annotation of a GenBank genome assembly. NCBI's taxonomy places the organism in Eukaryota, Fungi, Ascomycota, Pezizomycetes, Pezizales, Tuberaceae.
CAUCAAACUUGUCCUCCUGCCCUUCCACCCUACCAUGCGCCUUGCUUCGCUCUUCCUCCCAGUGAGCUGACACCCUCUGCCCGACCUUUGAAUUCCCAUAAGUUAACCGUUAUCCCCCGCUUUGGCACUCCCUCGUCCUAUCGUCUUCUGUUCGCACGCCCAUCGCUUGCUAUCGUACCCAAAAAUCUAUCCCUCCUCUUUGUUGCCGACCGGAGCCGGCUUUUAUACCCCCCUCCAUCAGAGCUAUUGACUUGCACACCGUCGCUUUACACAUUUCCGCCGUAGCGAUCUUCUAACCGAGUUAUCGGACCACAAUGAGCGCUGCUUACGAAAACUCAUCGGCCCCCCCGAAACCGCAGGUCCAACCUUGUCGUUACAAGACUGGUAAAACUCUCGGCUCGGGGAGCUACAGUGUCGUGAAGGAGUGUGUCCAUAUCGACACGGGGAGGUAUUAUGCCGCGAAGGUCAUUAACAAGAGACUCAUGGUUGGAAGGGAGCACAUGGUAGGACCACCUAUCGUGGGCAGUCUUUUUUUUCUUUCUCCCCGAGACCACCUCUAAUUGCUCUUUCUUUGAUCUGUUUGCGCUAGGUUCGGAAUGAGAUUGCUGUGUUGAAGAAGGUUUCUAUGGGUCAUCAAAAUAUCCUCACUCUGGUGGACUAUUUCGAGACUAUGAACAAUCGCAAGCACCCUUACAUACCCACAAGGCCUAUUAUGGACUAACUAUUUAAAGUUUAUCUUGUCACCGAUCUUGCCCUCGGGGGAGAAUUGUUUGACCGGAUCUGUCGGAAGGGAUCGUACUACGAGUCCGAUGCAUCCGACCUCAUUCGCGCUACGCUAUCAGCAGUUGCCUACUUACAUGAUCACGGGAUCGUGCACAGAGGUCAGCUCUGCAGCUGAAGGAUGGAAUGGUUGAGAUGCUGAUCUAUUUGGAAUGUAGACUUGAAGCCCGAGAAUUUGCUUUUCAGGACUGCGGAGGAUAAUUCGGAUCUAUUGAUUGCGGAUUUCGGUUUAUCUCGAAUCAUGGACGAGGAGCAGUUCCAUAUAUUGACCACAACAUGUGGUACACCGGGAUAUAUGGCGCCCGAAAUCUUCAACAAGACUGGCCACGGGAAGCCGGUGUAAGCUCCGCCUUCUUGCUGGGUCUACCUACCUCCUUUGAGUACUAACUGUGACAAGUGAUGUUUGGGCUAUCGGCGUUAUCACGUACUUCCUCCUUUGUGGAUACACACCCUUCGACCGGGACAACCACGUGGAUGAGAUGACUGCAAUCACCCAAGCAGACUAUAAAUUCGAGCCGGAAGAUUACUGGAAAGAUGUCUCCGAAACAGGUCUGCCCGUCACUUUCCACCCUCCUCCUUCCCCUUCUGAUCCACUCUGCUAACGGUAAUAUACCCCUCGUAGCCCGGGACUUCAUCCGUGGUUGCUUAACCGUGGAUCCAAAUGCUCGCAUGACGUGUCACAAAGCCCUGGAACACCCCUUCCUAGUGGAAGGCCACAGGGGCAAUGACCUUCUCCCUGUCGUUCGCAAGAACUUUAAUGCUAGAAAAACUCUCCAUGCCGCUAUCGACACUAUCAGGGCUAUCCACAAACUGCGCGAGGGGGGGACGAUGGAUGGCGCGCUGAGCAUCAGCCCCGAGAACCAGAAAGAAAAGGAGAUAGCGAAGCAGACCGUGGGACUUUGGAGGAAGCCUGCGGGCGGGGUUAUGAAGCCUUAAGUAUUGAUUGCGUGUAUCCCGCUUCGUUUUAUCGUCCGUCCUUGCUUUUCGCCAACCCGAUGGAUAAGAUGAGUAUGUUUCUAUUUCGGUGUUUUAUUCCCCGUUUUUCUUUCCCUCCCUUCGAUAUCCUCUUGCGUCUGAGCCUUCGCUGGAUGGGUUUGUUGGCUGUGUGUGGAGAUCUUGGAAGGUUGUUUGAGUUUGGCGUAAUUCCUGAGUCUGUCCGCUUAGCUCAGUCGCUGGAGGCUGGUUAGAAUUUUCUGUUUUUUUUUUACUAUGGAUAUCUAUGCCAUUUUGCUGGCUGGCUUUUCUUGCUUUUGGAUGGAUUUCCGGCGGUGUGGGGCUGACCGAUGGUGGCCAACGGUGAUUUUUUUAACCACCAUAUGGAUAUUUUUCCCUUUUGCCCUUUCCAAGCUUGGCCCCGCCUCUCUGCCCUUCUCCUGUUUUCCCCAUAGGGUGCCCCUCACUAGGAUGGGGAAGGGGAAUGAUAAUAUGGAGUCUUGUCUGCCAGGGCCUUUCUGAUUACGUGGUCUCUCCGUGUUGCUCCUUGAUUCUGUAGUCUACCUAUUGUGUGCCUACGCUAGGUCCCGUAGCUAUUCCCAAUGCAACUGAAAUGUUGUCAAGGAACACAUUCACCUUCAUGUUU